This is a messenger RNA of Phycomyces blakesleeanus NRRL 1555(-), 420 nucleotides long. RefSeq lists its product as hypothetical. The transcript has 3 exons. The record is from RefSeq and is a predicted model, not a curated record. The coding region runs from base 1 to 420 and encodes 139 amino acids. Lineage: Eukaryota; Fungi; Mucoromycota; Mucoromycetes; Mucorales; Phycomycetaceae.
AUGUUGGCAAUGAAGAAGUAUAUAAAAUUAGGGGAAAGAGGGGUAUUGGGAGCAAGAUUUCCCAAGAAACCUGGGGGACCACUCUUGUCCCUCGAGACACGUCACUCGGUCGACUCACCGUCGACGUCAACACCCACGAGUCUGGUACCACCCGUCACAGCUCACUGCCAGACCAAAUCACUGAAGGAAUCCACCGUCCGGUAUCCCUCACCAGAAAUGGCCAUACCUGAAACAAUGAACAUUAUUCAAUUUACAGCAGAAGCAUCUGAAAAAACACCCAAGUCCCCAAAAGCUGAUCAGAACAGCAAAACUGGCAGAAAGAAUAGGUCCUUCACUGAGAAAAGGGAUCUUGCAUUGGUUGACGCCUUGUUAGCCAAGCACCCAUGGAACCCCAAUCUUGGAAGAAGAGGAAAACUUUGA